AUUGAAUUGAAAGAAGAAAUGAGCAAUUUUGAUGUUCAAUUGCUGGGACACAGAUUCCACCCAACUGAUGAAGAAAUUAUCACGUAUUAUCUGGAAAGAAAGAUGGCUCGCCUUAAUAUUCCUCACAACGUAGUUAACGAAGUUGAUAUUUGCAAAUUCGAGCCUUGGGAAUUGCCUCAGCUUUCAGCGCUGUUAGAUGAUGAAGAGUGGUACUUUUUCAGUACACCUUGCAAGUAUGCCAACGGUAAAGGGACCAAAAGAACAACCAAGGGUGGUUACUGGAAAGUGACGUGUAAUGAUCGUCGUGUUUGGGACGAAUGCGAAGAGAAUGAGAUUGGGAAGCAAACGACUUUGGUUUUCUACAAAGGACGUGGUUCUAAAGCGGUGAAGACCGACUGGAUUAUACAUGAAUACCAUUCCAACAACGCCACUUCUUAUCAGAAUGCAUUUGUUUUCUGUCGCAUUAAAGGACAACUAGAGGAUGGGUCAAAUGCUUAUACCGGCGGCGAACCAAGCUACAGUUGA
Pistacia vera is the source of this 525-nucleotide messenger RNA. RefSeq names its product NAC domain-containing protein 45-like. The record is from RefSeq and is a predicted model, not a curated record. Gene Ontology annotation, biological process: regulation of DNA-templated transcription. The transcript is spliced from 3 exons. Gene Ontology annotation, molecular function: DNA binding. NCBI's taxonomy places the organism in Eukaryota, Viridiplantae, Streptophyta, Magnoliopsida, Sapindales, Anacardiaceae. The coding region runs from base 19 to 525 and encodes 168 amino acids.